UUCAUUCAUUAAUCACAUUUCAAAUGGAUUUCUUCGCUCCCCAUUAUUUCUCCAUACACAUUGCUCUCAUCUGGGUUCUACUUUGCAGAGGUGCAUCAGGAGCCACGUUUAUUCUAAUCAACAAGUGUGAUUACACGGUGUGGCCUGGAAUUUUGGCCAAUGCGGGUAGCUCCGGAUUGGACUCAACCGGGUUUGAGCUCCGACCCGGUGGGUCACGGAGCUUCCAAGUGCUGCCGAAAUGGUCCGGAAGAAUAUGGGGCAGAACCGGGUGCAAUUUUGACCCGAAUACCCAACAGGGUAGCUGCACCACAGGAGAUUGCGGUUCCAACCAGGUCCAAUGUAAUGGGGGUGGGGCAAGCCCACCCGCUACAUUAGCCGAGUUCACAAUCGGGUCGGGUACCCAAGACUUCUAUGACGUGAGUCUAGUUGACGGGUACAAUUUACCCAUGAUGGUGGACCCGAGUGGGGGAUCGGGGACAUGCGGGUCCACCGGGUGCGUUGCAGACCUUAACCAACGGUGCCCGAAUGAGUUACGGGUUGGAGACCGCAACGCGUGUAAGAGCGCGUGCGAGGCGUUUCAGAGCCCUGAGUACUGCUGCAGCGGCGCGUAUGCUUCACCCGCGACUUGUAAGCCUUCGGUUUAUUCACAGAUAUUUAAAUCCGCGUGUCCCAAAUCGUACAGCUACGCCUACGACGACGCUACGAGUACGUUUACGUGUACGGGAGCUGAUUAUACCAUCACAUUCUGCCCUUCAAACACAAGGUAA
Molecule: messenger RNA, 767 nt
Organism: Abrus precatorius (Indian licorice)
Lineage: Eukaryota; Viridiplantae; Streptophyta; Magnoliopsida; Fabales; Fabaceae
Product: thaumatin-like protein 1
Exons: 2
Coding region: 24-767 (247 amino acids)
Biological process (GO): defense response
Cellular component (GO): extracellular region
Source: RefSeq, a predicted model, not a curated record